Molecule: messenger RNA, 1983 nt
Organism: Symbiodinium natans
Lineage: Eukaryota; Dinophyceae; Suessiales; Symbiodiniaceae
Source: the annotation of a GenBank genome assembly
AUGCGCAUCCCGCGCUACUUCGGUCACAAGGUCGAUCAGAAAGAAGACGGCUGGCGGGUCUGUUUAGCCAUGGCACGGCUACCAGGCGAAUGCCUGGAUUCUUGGCUGCGGCGUGCACCACCGCCCAACCAGGAUGGACCCAGCGCAGUGCGCCGUGGCUGUGCAUUGGCAAUGGCUCUGAUCAGGCAGCUCGGGCCAACACUCGAGCGGCUCGCACCCCACGCCUGGCACCGGGAUGUGAACUCGCACAACGUGCUCUUGAGCGACGCCCUGGACGGUGGCCGCUUGAUGCCUUGUGCCGAUGUGGAGGAGACCUCCAAGCGAGCGUGCUUUUGGCUUCUGGAUUUCGGCCUGGCUGUAGAUGCCGCCACCUGGCCGCAGCGCUGGCCGCACUCCGAUGUGGCAGGAGACUGCCGAUACUGGGCGGCGAGCUCCUUCGUCAUGAGCUUUUGUGGUCCUGAGGAGACGGCAGCGAAGAAGGACCUCUGCGCGCAAUACCGAACCAAGCUUGACGUCGUGGGUCUUGGCCUGACUGCCCUGGAGCUGCUGUGCAGCUCGGUGCUGGCCAGCCGCGAGUCCUGGAGCCCGGACGGCCUGCGCGGCUCCUGGGAGCGACUCUUGGAGACCUGGGAGAGGUACCGCGAUGACGUGACGCGAUGGCACACCAUGAUCUUCCAGGUCUUUGCCAAGGGAGGCGUACCGCAGGCACAUCGAACGCCGAACGCCAUGGGUGCGUCAACCAGCACACCCAGCACGGACUCGGAUCUGAGGCUCCUGAAGGCGCAGCCGGCGAGUUCCCGGUUGCGCCAGGAGGCCUUCGAGCGCCUGAGGCUCAAGUUUCUCACCCCCAUCGGGCCAAAGGAGCUGCUCGAGGCGAAGGCGCAGGUCGAGGCCUUGCGCUUCGCGCGCCUCUGGCCAGAGCCGCCCGAGGGUGCCACGCGCCUAGAUGCCGAGGUCCUGGCAGAUCGUGUACGGGGCGCUCUCUUUGGUGCAGCCUUGGGAGAUGCCGCUGGCCUGGCGACGGAGUUCCUCUCCGCGGCGGAGGCCAGGGAGUUUUACGGGCCAGAGGCGGAUUUUCGGCCCGGCCGGGCUCUGUUCCCGGAUGAACACCGGAUGAUGUGGUGUGCCGGGGACUGGACCGAUGACACCGACCAGCAGGUGCUGAUGAUGCAGUCGCUCCUGCACUCGGGUGGCAACGCCGAUGCCUGUGACUUUGCAUCUCGCCUGCUGUCCUGGCGGACAUCGGGCUUCCCAGAGUUGGGGGAUCAGUCGGCAGCGGGCCUGGGACAAACCACCAAAGCGGUUCUAAAUGAUCCAGACUUCGAGAAAUCCCCCCACAAAGCUGCAGCGGCGCACUCUGCAAGCAUCCCCUCCAACGGAGGAGUCAUGAGGACGGCGGUCGCGGGAAUUCCGAAUUUCUGGUGUGAAGACACCGUGGCAGCUGCGGCACAGACGUUCUGCCUCACCACGCAUGCGGAGCCCAGGUGCGUGGCCAGCUGCAUGGCGGUUGCACUUUGCGUGAGCCGACUUCUGCGUGGAGAGGAUCGGGGGGAUGCCGACAUGGUAAAGUCGGUGGUGCAGCCUGCUCUGCUCAAGGCUCAGGAGCUUCUUCCCUCCGAUGCGGAUCGGCAGGAGCUGCUGCGGCACGCGGAAGCUCGCGAGCUACGAGACCUAGCUUUGGACGAUCGAAAGACGAUCGGCUUCACGUUCAAGUGCCUUGGCUCCGGCCUCUGGGCUUUGAAGCAGGAAGGGGAGUCUCCGGAGCUCUUUCGCCGAGUGAUGAACGAGCUGAUCUUGGCCGGUGGAGACGCGGACACCAAUGGAGCCGUGGCCGGUGCGCUGCUUGGAUGUCGCCUGGGAUUCAGCCAACUGCCCUCGGAGUGGAUUGCUGGCAUGCCGUACAGUUCGUGGCUUGAGGCGUAUGUGCAGAAAGUCUUGUUCAUGCUCCGGCGAGGUCGAGGAAGCCCUGUCGUGCAGUCGUAG